AUGGAGCCUCAAAACCGCCCAAUCGGAGAUUUUGAUUCACUAGACAUCUUCUUCACAAAACGCCCACCUAUAUGCCCUUUACCACCUACUGGAGAGUUUAAGAUAAGCUCUAAACUCAUUGCUUUGGUGGAGCAGCAUCAGUUUCGUGGCCUAGAGGAAGAGCAGCCCAUUGAUCAUAUUGAGAGGUUUGAAGAAAUCUGCGCUACAAGGAGAUAUAGUGGAGUUUCUGAGGAUUACUUGAAGUGUACUCUAUUCUCUUUCUCUUUGAUUGAGAAGGCAUACAAAUGGAUGAGAGCUCUUCCAGCAGGAUCAAUCACUACUUGGGAUGAGUACAAGAGAGCUUUCUUGAAGAAUUUCUACCCAAAAGAGAGAUUAAAAUGGAUGAGAAGAAGAAUCUCAGAAUUUCGACAUGAAGCACAUGAAUCUUUCUUUGAGGCUGUUUCACGGUUCAAGGAGUACAAGAGAGAGUGCCCUCACCAUGGUUUUACUGAGAUUGCUUUGCUAAACUUCUUCUAUCAAGGAGUUGAUGAGAAAUUCAAGAUGGCGCUCAACACAGCUAGUCAAGGGGACUUCAUGACUAAUACUAUUUCUCAAGCCAACAUUCUCAUUGAUAACUUGGCAGCAAGCAGCAAAAGUUCAAGCCAAGACUAUGUGCAAGGCGUGGAGGAGAUCAAACCAAAAUCUGAUUUUUCAGAAAUCUUUGAGCUAAAGUCAUUAGUUGCUCAACUUCUCAAGAGCCAACAAGGCAAUGGUGACCUAUGUGAGAACGUGGUGGCCUCUAGCAGAAAGGAUAAUAAAGAUUUGAGUGGUGAAAGUUCUUCUAAGCAUCAAGAGGGAGUGAAUUAUGUUGGUGAGUUUGGAAAUAUCAAUGAAAACCGAAAUCAAAACGGUUUUAACCAUGGAAACCCUCAGCCAAACAUUGAAGAUCCUCUUCUAGACCAAGAUCACGUGGUCAUGACACCUAAAGAGAGAAACCUUGAAGCUAUGAUGCAUCAGUUCAUGGAGAAUCAAGAGCAAUUCAUUGAAGGAAUGAAGCAAUGCGCCAAAGAUAACAAAAACCUUGGUUUCAAGAUGGAUAGCAUGCACGAUCAUCUUCAAAGGAGUAACCAGGAGCUGUAUGAGAGAUUUAUCAACCUCUCUAAUCAUGUUAAGAUGGUGGAAGUGCAAGUUUCCCAAAUUGCAGAAGGAUCCAAGAGACAAGCCAAUGUUCUUCCAGAAAAAGUGGAGGAGAACCCUAAGUUUUGCAAGGUGAUAACAACCAAGAAGAAGGAUGCCGUUUCACAAGCCCCUAGAGUUCAAUCAACCUCCAAGCAUCAUGUGACAAGACGUGAAGAUGAUGAGCCUAUUUCAAAAGCACCACAUCAAAGGAGGCUUAAGAAGAGAGAAGAUCCAGUGAAGUUUAUCUUCUCUUGCACAAUCAAUGGUAUUGACUUUAUUGAAUCUUUGUGUGAUACAGGAUCUACAGUGAAUCUCAUGUCUAAGAUCAUAGCAAGGAAGCUUGGGAUUGUAGAGAUGGAGCCUCCUGGAAAGAUGCUUAAGUUUGCAGAUGCUUCUAGCACAACUCCAUGUGGCUUUGUGCGUGAUCUAGAGAUGCAAGUAGGUGGAUGUCUAGUCCCCACCGAUUUCCACAUCAUAGAAAUGCAAGAUGAAGCUUCUAUGUCGCUGAUCCUUGGGACUCCUUUCCUUACAACCGUGGGAGCAAUGUUUGAUUUUCGCAAGGGACAAGUUUCUUUCUCUGAAAUCAAGAAGAAGGUCUUCUAUCCUGGCGUUCCUGCUGAAACCUCGUGUUGUACAACCAUCUACAGUGAGGAGAGAGCAAGUUUAGACCCUGGAGAUGACAUUAAAAGGUCACAAGACGUUCCUCAAGAAGCUCUCUACAUUGGAUCUUAUGACAUUUUCAAGUCAGCCCCAAGUGCAGCCAAGCUACCACCAGAGGAAGCCACUCUCACGACCAAGGAAGGAGCCUUGCCGCCUAAAGAUCCAAAGAAAAAUGAGCACUAUCCCAAACCAAAGGAGAGGAAGAAACCAUCGGAGCUGAAACAUAAAGAUGUCUUCAAGGACCUCCACUCGGUUUUGCCUCCCCCCUUUGAUGAAUAUGAAGCUAAGGAGGAGCCUGAUGAUCCUACCGCAAAGGAGAAGCUAAAGAACACCUUAAGGCUCUUCCCGAGUGCAUUUGUCUUCAAAGAUGGCAUGGGAGAUGAUAUUGGCGUGCCCAAACCACCACAUGAACCCCCUGGACAAGAGAAGGAAGAAGCAAAAGGGAUCCUAAACCCCUUAGUUGAUGCUCCAACCAACUAA
Messenger RNA from Microthlaspi erraticum, 2298 nucleotides. The record is from the annotation of a GenBank genome assembly. Lineage: Eukaryota; Viridiplantae; Streptophyta; Magnoliopsida; Brassicales; Brassicaceae.